Nymphalis io (European peacock) is the source of this 1008-nucleotide messenger RNA. RefSeq names its product carbonic anhydrase 2-like. NCBI's taxonomy places the organism in Eukaryota, Metazoa, Arthropoda, Insecta, Lepidoptera, Nymphalidae. The transcript has 6 exons. The record is from RefSeq and is a predicted model, not a curated record. Gene Ontology annotation, cellular component: cytoplasm. Bases 16 to 1008 code for a protein of 330 amino acids. Gene Ontology annotation, molecular function: zinc ion binding; carbonate dehydratase activity.
AUUGUUUAGAAAAUUAUGCUAAAACAAACAACUGUAGCUCAAACGGAGGAAGAAGAACAAACACCAGCACAGGAUGAAAAUGAACCACCAUUUGGAUCUUUAGAGUGGAUUCAUUAUUGGUGUGAAUUCGAGGGUGGCCUACCAACUCCAAUAGAUGUUUCCAUCACUGGUUCCUUGAAGUAUUGGUGUCCGGAACUAGUUUGGUAUAAUUUUGACGUAUAUCCUCAUAAAGUGAAACUGACAAAUACUGGAUACACAGUUCUGCUCGGAGCAAAAUGGAAAGCGGAGAGGCCAUUCCUGGUUGGCGGUCCCUUUCUAGAGAAGCAUGUAUUUUCACAAAUACACUUUCAUUGGGGAUCGAAUAUGAUGGAAGGGAGUGAGCACUCAGUUGAUAAAAGAAUUUAUCCCGGAGAAAUGCAGGCGACGUUCUUCAAGUCUGAAUAUAUGACUCAAGAAGAAGCUCUACGACAUCCGGACGGAGUUGUAUUCAUAUGUUACAUUAUAAAGUACGGAAUAAAUCCGGAUGAACGACUUCAGUGGAUUUUAGAAGGGUUUCCAAGAAUUCAAGAAAGUCAAACGAGCACACGUAUCGGUCCUUAUCCUUUGUCGCGCCUUGUUCCGAUGUUCUUUGAAGAUUAUUUCCUGUACUGGGGAAGUUUGUCUUCUGUUAAAGGAGAAAAAUUCAUCGUAAGAUGGUUGGUUCCGCGGAUAACUUUGCAUGCUUCUUUGGAACAGAUGAAAGAAUUUCGGAAGCUGUGGAAUCCUUGGGAUGAGCCAAAUUUACGUAAUUUCAGACCUCUGCAAGAGAGACAAGACCGCCAUGUAUUUUUCCUGAGUCCGCAUUGGAGUCAAUAUAAUUCAUUGCUACCAGUACCUAGGAUAGCAGAUCCUUCCAUUAGUAUAUUAUCAACGGCAUAUGAAAAGCACCCUUGGAUGUUGCCACCGCAAAAUGCUAACUUGCUUACACAAGAAAAUGAAAAUAAAGACGUUAAUAUUGACCAGAAAUAA